GAAUGGGAGUCCGCGUCCAGCGUGGCACGGGCAUUUGGGAUUGGAAAGUUAGAGAGUGGCGCAGUCAGUGCGCUCAUGACAUCCAUCGAUCCUUCUGUCGCGGAGCAAUUGACUGAAGCCGUACGAUGCCGAGGGAUGGCCAAGUUGUUGAGCCAUGAGGUGAUUUCCCGUGGCAUGUUCAGCAAGUCGUGGACGUCUGGACUAGCCGCUGCUGAAUCCUGGAAAGAAGUGCUGCGCAACAAAGAAGAUGGUCGAAUUGUGCAGUUAUUUGUGGCUCGCCUGCUGGCCGACCACGAUCGUUGUCCUCAGACCAUGCGGAAGGCAUUGACCUACAAGGAUGCAGUUCCCAAGCAUCAAUGCUGUGGUAUGUUUUGCCAUUUGCUUGAUUGUCUCGAGCGCAACGCCCCAGCGACGCAGUUCAAGGAUAUGCAGGAUCGCCUUCACAAGAUGUUCAUGGAAUCCUUUAUGGACCCAGACCUGCUGCACAUGGUGUCGUCUGAAGUCCCUCCUGGUGAUUUGAAGACCGUAGCAGCAUUCAGGCCUUUUCUGGCACAGCUCGAGACAAUGGUCCGCGAGGCCAAGGAAGAGAAGGAGGCAGCCCUUGCCGCGACUGCCCGGGAAGCUGACCUGAACCGACUUCUUUCCAACUUGGAAAAUGAUUUCGAGCUGCUGCGAAGUCGUGUGGAGUCUUCUGGCAAGGAAGCCGAGGUCUUGUUUGCGAAGCCAGAUUCUUCGGCCAAGGAUGCCAGGGCGCUUUGCCAAACAGCCAUCGCUUGCUUUCACACUCACUUCUCAGAGCACGCUUUCACCAGCAGUGUGGCAAUCCGCGAAGGGAAACUCGGCCCAUGCAAUCUGGUGAAGAUCUCAGACUUUAUCGGAUAUGAUGGCGAGUUGUCGAAGCCGGGCGCUGCGGCUAGAGUAGAGCAGCGCGGUGUUCCAUGCCGUGAUACUAUGAUUGCGGGCAUUUUGGAUGGCUUGACCCUGCGCGAUGUGGACACAGUCUUGAUGGUCGAUGUCGUUCCGAACAGGUUUGCGGAAUUCGGACGCGCGACGGUGGAGCGGAACUUGCUUGAAUCUGCCUUCCCAGUCCACUACUUUGGCUUUCUGUUCCAGGAGUUUGAUGCAACCACUUCAGCCGUGAGGUCUCGAGUGUACGAGCAUUGGGACAAUUCUUCUACCAGUCCACCGAAAGAACGUCCUCGUGAAGAGAGGGCGGCAGAGGUCGCCUGCCCUCCUUUGGGAGCUUUGGCCUGGGCAGGGAAGCAGCCUGUCUUUCCACAGGUGUUGGUGGAUCGCUUUCUGGAGGGGAGUGCAGAGCAUGCUCAAAUCAUGGCAAAAAAGAAGGAGUUCGAUGCCAUGUUUCCUGCUGCUGCGCAGCCUCCUCCAACAAGUGUGCCUGCAAGGGCCGGCGGCCUAUGUGAUGCUAGUCGCGAGCUCCAUGGCGUCGUUUGGCGCGUGGUGGAUGACCUUCACUUUGUGGCUUACAACAAGAAGCUGCUUCCUGUGUGCCAGUUCCUCCGGAUGUUGGCGGUAGACCACGGUCUUGGAGAGGUUGAGUUUGUCGACCACGUGCUCACGCAACGUGUGGUGAAGGCGCCGUGA
Durusdinium trenchii is the source of this 1602-nucleotide messenger RNA. Lineage: Eukaryota; Dinophyceae; Suessiales; Symbiodiniaceae. The record is from the annotation of a GenBank genome assembly.